GCAUCGUCCUCGUCUCCCUGGCAAUCUGGCGUCGACCCUUUGGAACAUAUGCGAAGGCCGCGUCAUUGUAUAUUGGCGAAUCACACUGCGGUGCCGAGAGAAGUCCAAGGCAACUCGGCACGCUUUUGGGAUGUGACUGGCCCGAUAGUGGACGGUUGUGAGACUAGACUCAUUGGCAAAGCCUUACGGUCUGGGGUUGUGUGGAGAUGGGAGGAUUCUUGGACCCGCCAAGCUUCAAGAAGGCUCUGCAAGACUGGGCGCUCAGAUGGCACAUGGUCUUCGGUCAGUCCGUGUUUGUUGCCUCUCGAGAAAAGAGCCGGGCGACAAAGGGGGCUUAGAUCCGUAUUGACGGCCACCCCCUCGGCCGGUGACCGUGGCCACUCGGGCCCUUUUGAGGCCGUAUUUUCGGUAUCGGCGUGGCUUUGGCUUCUCGGAAUAUGUGAAUAUCCACUUGCAUGGAGCCUCUGCGCAGUCCGUAUCCAUGUGGGAAGCUUCAAACCGGAUCCUCAUGACCAACAGGGCCCAGUUGUACCGUCGGCUGCUCGGCUCUUUGGCGGCUUGGCAUGCCUAGACCGAAGGGCUUGGCUUUGCCGCCCCUGACAUCACCCAGGGUCUUCCUCCGUCGCAGGGGUUUUGUUAAUAUGCAGUUGGGCCUUGAAGGCAGAGAGGGCGGUUCGGCAAACAUGGGCCAAGAUGUAUCAGCGAAGCUUUGAAGAGCUCCGGCGUUAGAGCUAAUUUCAACGUGGCGGAUUGAUGCUGGAC
Molecule: messenger RNA, 762 nt
Organism: Colletotrichum navitas
Lineage: Eukaryota; Fungi; Ascomycota; Sordariomycetes; Glomerellales; Glomerellaceae
Exons: 1
Coding region: 49-600 (183 amino acids)
Source: RefSeq, a predicted model, not a curated record